Vicia villosa (hairy vetch) is the source of this 1504-nucleotide messenger RNA. RefSeq lists its product as uncharacterized. The record is from RefSeq and is a predicted model, not a curated record. The transcript is spliced from 11 exons. Gene Ontology annotation, cellular component: intracellular membrane-bounded organelle. Gene Ontology annotation, molecular function: thiolester hydrolase activity. The coding region runs from base 182 to 1156 and encodes 324 amino acids. NCBI's taxonomy places the organism in Eukaryota, Viridiplantae, Streptophyta, Magnoliopsida, Fabales, Fabaceae.
UAACUGUUUCUAGUUAGCAUAAGAAAGUGAUUAAAAAAAAUUAAACUUAAAAAUUAUAAUUGAUUUUGAAAUUAACUUAUUUUGACAAGUCAUUUCUGGUACUAUAUUAUAAACCUCCAAUCAAGCUCUCUUUCUUUGUUUGUCUUCCGUGGCAGCAACAAACAAGUAGCAGUUCGUUUGGAUGAUGAAGCUUCUGCGUCUUCUUCCUCUCUCUUCUCUCGUCAUCUUCUUCAUUUUCCCCAUUUCACACUCAAUUCCCUUCAUUGUUCUUCACGGUAUUUCUGACGAGUGCUCUAGUCAUGGAGUUAAAUCAUUCACGGAGAAAUUGGUUAACUACUCUGGUGUUCCGGGAUUUUGCGUUGAAGUAGGCAAUGGAUCAUGGGAUUCAUGGUUUAUACCUUUGCAAGAGCAGACAAAUAUUGUUUGCGAGAAGGUGAAGAAAAUGAAAGAACUGAAAGGAGGAUACAACAUUGUUGGCCUCUCCCAGGGAAAUUUGAUUGGUCGAGGUGUGGUCGAGUUUUGUGAAGGAGGACCUCCCGUUAAGAACUUUAUCUCUUUAGCAGGUCCUCAUGCUGGUACUGCUUCAGUUCCCCUGUGUGGUACAGGUGUCUUUUGCGUCAUUGCAGACAAUCUCAUCAAGGGAGAGGUUUAUAGUAGCUAUAUUCAAGAACACUUGGCUCCUAGUGGAUAUCUUAAAUUACCAAAUGCUUUACCCGAAUACUUGGAGAACUGUAGGUACCUCCCUAAGCUCAAUAAUGAAAAACCUGGUCAGAGGAAUUCCACUUACAAGGAAAGAUUUAGUAGCUUAAAGAAUUUGGUACUUAUAUUGUUUGAGCAAGAUACAGUUUUAAUACCAAGAGAAACAUCCUGGUUUGGUUAUUAUCCCGAUGGCUCCUUCAAGCCAACUUUACCACCACAAAAGACAAAACUCUACACUGAAGAUUGGAUUGGCUUAAGAACUUUAGACAAAGCUGGCCGCGUCCAUUUCAUUAGUGUUCCAGGAAAACAUCUGGGAAUAUCAGACGCAGAUAUGAAGAAACAUGUAGUGCCAUAUUUGAACGACCAAAGAUCAAGAGAAGAUAGAACUACUGAGGCUGGCUUUCGAAGGAUGCGUGGAUUUAACCGAAGAUUUAUUCAAAUCAACAAGAUGAUGUAAUAUCAUCAAGCUCCAGCCACGGCAUUACUACUAUAGAUUGAUCAUUGUCAUCUAGGUAGUGUAUACCACUCAAGGUAUUUUUAAUGAAUAUGAAAAUUGGGGAGAAAAAAAAUUACAAUCCUACUAGAGUGUUUUUAAUAUGUUUUGCAAAGGUGAUUAUUACAUUGCUGAUUUUUGGAAAAUUUACAUUAGUAUUGUAAAAGCCAUCAGAAGAAGACAUUUACAGUUAAAAAAAGUAUGAUAAAAAAGUUACUUUUACAGUAAAAAUUAAUCUUAAUCCUAUUAAUGAUCUACAUUGUUGGUUUAUGUGAACCUUAAUCCCUAUUAAUUAUCUACAUUGUUGGUUUA